AAGACUCACAUUCCACACCAAACCUUUCUACCAUUUCCUAUAAUGGACGGAACAGUAAGCCUCUGGCGGAGAGAGGCCGUCUUCUUGACGGCAAUGCUUGCAGUUGAAACAAGUGUCGUCGGAAUUAGUACACUGUUUAAAGUAGCAACUUCAAAGGGACUCAACAUUUACCCUUACCUCGGCUAUUCUUAUCUUCUUGCUUCUCUUCUCCUUCUUCCUUCUCUUUUUUUCACCAACAGGUCAAGAUCACUUCCUCCACUAAGUCUCUCAAUACUCUGUAAGAUUGGACUUCUUGGAUUUCUAGGAUCAAUGUAUGUGAUUACAGGAUACAUAGGCAUCGAAUACAGCAACCCAACCUUAGGCUCCGCCAUAGGCAAUAUCACUCCUGCUCUUACCUUCAUUCUCGCUGUUAUCUUCAGGAUGGAAAAAGUAUCAUUCAAAGAAAGGAGUAGUGUAGCCAAAGUGAUGGGGACAAUACUGUCAUUAACAGGCGCACUUGUAGUGAUCUUCUACCACGGUCCACAUGUUUUUGUCGCAUCUUCUCUGCCGUAUGUAAACUUCCGUAUUUCUCCAUCGUUGUCAUCUUCAAACUCUGAUUGGCUCAUCGGAGGAGCCCUUUUUACAAUACAAGGCAUCUUCGUUUCUGUUUCCUUCAUUCUACAGGCGCAUAUAAUGAGUGAAUAUCCAGCAGCAUUCACAGUCUCCUUUCUGUACACUCUAUGUGUUUCAUUCGUGACCACGACGAUUGGACUAGUAGUCGAAAAGAACAAUCCAAGCGUUUGGAUCAUUCAUUUCGAUAUUACUUUGAUAACAAUUGUAACUAUGGCAAUAAUAACAUCAGUAUACUAUGUGAUUCAUUCAUGGACAGUGCGACACAAAGGACCAGUAUACUUAGCAAUAUUUAAGCCUUUGUCUAUUUUAAUAGCAGUGGUUAUGGGCUUCAUCUUUCUCAACGAUUCUCUCUAUCUUGGAUGUUUGAUUGGAGGGAUUUUGAUAACGUUAGGUUUUUACGCUGUGAUGUGGGGCAAAGCAAACGAAGAAAAGAACCAGUUGUUUUCAUUUUCAGAGAAAACCCCUCUUCUAUUGAACCGCAAGAACGACCAAGUUUAGAAAUAAAAUAAAAAAUAGACUACUAUUAGUUAACAAAUACCAUAUUUAUAAAAUGGUUUUAAGUCUCUAUGAACCUAGUAGUUGGAAAAACAGAUACUAUGUAUCUUUUAGAUUAUUAUUUUUCCUUGUAUUCCAACAUUCA
This is a messenger RNA of Camelina sativa (false flax), 1252 nucleotides long. RefSeq names its product WAT1-related protein At3g28070. NCBI's taxonomy places the organism in Eukaryota, Viridiplantae, Streptophyta, Magnoliopsida, Brassicales, Brassicaceae. The record is from RefSeq and is a predicted model, not a curated record. Gene Ontology annotation, cellular component: membrane. Gene Ontology annotation, molecular function: transmembrane transporter activity.